AUGAAUCAAGAUCUUAUAACCUGUUAUUAUCUCUUUGGUAAAGCUCUAUCGGAACGGCUUGAACAUCACAAGAAAUCUAAUCCUCCAUAUGUUUCUUUGUUGUUAGUUAAUGAAGAAGUUAAAGAACAAAUUCCCAAUAUUACAGAUACUAAAA
Molecule: messenger RNA, 154 nt
Organism: Racocetra persica
Lineage: Eukaryota; Fungi; Glomeromycota; Glomeromycetes; Diversisporales; Gigasporaceae
Source: the annotation of a GenBank genome assembly